UCCGGUGAGCGGCAGCCGCCGGUUAUGACGACUCCCUCCUCCCGAGCAGCUGCCGCCUCCUCCGUAGCCCGGCUCCCCCGGCUCCAGGCCUGUGGCAAUCCAGUCAAGGGAAGCGGAGGGAGCCAGCUGUUUUGUGCUGAAGGAAAAAGUAGCUCAGCCGCUAAAGCUUCCAUCCGCUGGAGAAGUGCGCCCGCCCAUCCCUGGGGGCUGUCUUUGCAAGAGGACUCUACACCCGAAAGGCUCUUUGCCAGGCCCUGGGGUUGUGGUUUCAUGCACCAGCAGUCACCGCCUUCUAGUUUAUACAAGUGGAUACGUGCCCUCUGCAAAUGCCAGGUUUUGGAGACCUGAAACAUCACAACAGCUUCUGGGGAGGUUCUGAGGAUUAAGGAGGUUUGGCGGUUGCUAUGUUAAUGCUGCUGGUCUUCGGAGUGCUGCUUCAUGAGCUCCCGUUGAGUGGCCAAGACAAGGCUCCUUCCCAGGCCGAUGGCGUUCCAGGCUCACCUCUCUUUAACUAUGCCAGCCUCCGCCUGCCUGAAGAGCACAUGCCCUUCUUUUUGCACAAUAACAGGCACAUUGCCACGGUCUGUGGGAAAGACUCGCAUUGUCCUUAUAAGAAACACUUAGAAAACUUAAACUACUGCUGGGGUUAUGAGAAAUCCUGCAAACCAGAGUUUAGGUUUGGUUACCCUGUUUGCACCUACGUCGACAUGGGAUGGACGGACACUCUUGAAUCAGCCCAGGACAUAUUCUGGAGGCAAGCUGACUUUGGAUAUGCUGGAGAGCGGCUGGAGGAACUCCAUGUGCUCUGCCAGCCCGAGGAAACGAAUGACUCAAGUCUUGUGUGUUCCCGUUACCUUCAGUACUGCAGAGCAACCAAUCUCUACCUUGAUUUAAGAAACAUCAAGAGAAACCACGACAGAUUUAAGGAAGAUUUUUUCCGGAGUGGGGAAAUCGGAGGACACUGUAAACUUGACAUUCGUAUGUUGAUGUCUGAAGGUCAGCGCAAAAGCCCUCUGCAGUCUUGGUUUGCUGAGCUACAGAGCUACACUCAGCUCAACUUCAGACCUGUAGAAGAUGCUAAGUGUGACAUUGUUAUCGAAAAGCCAACCUACUUCAUGAAAUUAGAUGCAGGUGUUAACAUGUAUCACCACUUCUGUGACUUCGUCAAUCUGUAUAUUACUCAGCACGUUAAUAACUCAUUCAGCACAGAUGUGUACGUCGUGAUGUGGGACACCAGCACCUACGGAUACGGUGACCUGUUCUCUGACACGUGGAAAGCGUUUACUGAUUAUGAUGUUAUACAUUUGAAAACUUACGAUUCCAAAAGGGUAUGUUUUAAAGAAGCUAUUUUUUCCUUACUCCCCCGGAUGAGAUAUGGGCUGUUCUAUAAUACCCCUCUGAUAUCUGGCUGUCAAAACACGGGAUUGUUUAGAGCAUUUUCCCAGCAUGUACUACACAGACUGAACAUCACCCAAGAGGGACCCAAGGAUGGAAAAGUUCGAGUCACCAUUCUUGCACGGAGCACAGAAUACCGGAAAAUACUAAACCAAAAUGAGCUUGUUAACGCACUGAAAACAGUAUCUACAUUUGAGGUCCAGAUUGUCGAUUACAAGUAUAAGGAGCUUGGGUUUUUAGACCAGCUAAGGAUCACGCAUAACACAGACAUAUUUAUUGGAAUGCAUGGGGCUGGUCUUACCCAUUUACUUUUCCUUCCAGACUGGGCUGCUGUGUUCGAACUGUACAAUUGUGAAGAUGAGCGCUGUUACUUGGACCUGGCCAGGCUGCGAGGCGUCCAUUAUAUCACUUGGCGAAGGCAGAAUAAAGUCUUUCCUCAAGAUAAGGGCCACCACCCAACUCUGGGGGAGCAUCCAAAGUUUACCAACUACUCUUUCGAUGUAGAAGAAUUUAUGGACCUUGUCCUGCAGGCUGCAGACCAUGUCCUACAGCACCCAAAGUGGCCGUUUAAGAAAAGACGUGAUGAGCUGUAAAUGUGUUGAAGCUUUUUGAAAAAAGGGAGUGUUUGCACAGUCCCCCAUCCAGACUCACCUCACAGUUAAGUCAGUAAAGCAGCCUGUUAUUUCCUAGUCCCUAAUUACCCUUUUUUAAAUACCAAAACAUGCCUUCAGGAUAUUAUUUACGUGUUUUAUAGUCUUUAACUGUUUCAUGUGAUUUUUGUGUUAUUGCUGUUUAUCAAGAUACUGUUUUUGCACUGAGAACUUUCUAUAGUUCAGAAAUUGGGCUUGAGCUCGCAUGUGUAGUUGAGCCUUCUUCUUAGGGAUACCAAAGUUUGCAACCAUCUUAGCUUUAGAAUUUGUAAAUGUUUUUAUUGAAUACCAUGGGAUGGUAAUUCUAGGGGCUUCCAACGUAUUUGGGUAAAUUCACGACAACUUACUUAUUUGCUACGAUUUGUUCAUAGCGCUGUUUGUGGUAAAAAAGGAAAACAUGCCAACACACACGAUUGUGGUUCUCAGUACCAAGCUCUAGGGAUCAGUGUUCUAUACAGGUCUGUUUUCCUCUGUCAGAGUCCAAAGUAACUCCCACUGAAUUCUCUGCUGUAUCUUUUUAGUGAGUACUAGGUGAUGUGCAUCAGGGACCUGAAUACAGUGUGUGUCACGUUAAUUCACAUUCACAUGUUUCAUAUGCAGAUCAUGUUUUCCCCAAAUGUAACAACCACAUAUGGUAAAAAACAAAUGAGAACGUUCUGUAGGGCUGUUUUUAUACCUUCUAGCUGCUUUCCGCUGGUUCCUUCUCAGUCAUGGAGAGGAUUCUUAUAUCAAACAGUGGUUUCAUUGCGCACGUAUUUGUAACUGCAGAUUCCAGUGUGUCUGCAUCGACAUGUUUUAGCGUGGAACUAUUCCAGUCUUUGAUUUUUGCAAACUUCAGAUUAACCACAAGAAGGAAAUUUUUUCCCUAUUAAAAAAAAAGUAAAGACCAAAAAAAAAAAAAAAAAA
Camelus dromedarius (Arabian camel) is the source of this 2951-nucleotide messenger RNA. RefSeq names its product EGF domain specific O-linked N-acetylglucosamine transferase (gene EOGT). The record is from RefSeq and is a predicted model, not a curated record. Gene Ontology annotation, molecular function: protein O-acetylglucosaminyltransferase activity. The transcript has 18 exons. Gene Ontology annotation, cellular component: endoplasmic reticulum lumen. Lineage: Eukaryota; Metazoa; Chordata; Mammalia; Artiodactyla; Camelidae. The coding region runs from base 405 to 1988 and encodes 527 amino acids.